AUGACUGAAUCGUUGUUUGAUACCAAGUUCACCACCGAGGAAGGGAAGGGAAGUAAACAAGAUGAAUCCAAGAAACAAACAGAUAUUACUGAUGCUUCAUCUUCAGCAUUAACUGACGUCCCCGGUACUGCCACUACUGGUGCUGCUGGAGCUGCUGCUGCUGCAAAUAUUGCUAAAACAACUAGUGGGGAACACGACACUGAGUCGACCACACUCCCAUCAAUUGAUAAUACAACUCCAUCAUCAGCUCUCAUAAACUACAGAGUACUUGUAUCUGCCAAAGAAGCAGGAUGUCUUAUCGGACAAAACGGUUCAGUGAUUAACUCUAUUCGUGAGGUCACGAACACUAAGGCAGGAAUCUCCAAACUUCAAAACGGCUCCCAUGAAAGAAUUUUAACAGUCAGUGGAACACUUGAUGAUUGUUCCAAGGCACUUUCAUACUUUGCUCAAGCUUUAUGUAACUCAUCUUCAGAAAACUUAACGAACUAUAAUUUCUUCCCACUAAAGCAAUUGUCUUCAAUCCCUUGUAUUGAAGGAAAGACCACCAUUUUAAGACUAUUAAUUCCAAACCUGCAAAUGGGUACAUUAAUCGGAUCGAAAGGUUUAAGAAUUCAACAGAUUCAAUCCAAAUAUGAGAUAUCAAUGAUUGCCUCCAAGCUGUUUUUACCGAAUUCCAAUGAAAGAUUGGUUGAAUUGCAAGGUUCAGUGGAUAACUUAUAUGAAUCUUUAAGAAUCAUUUCCAGAUGUCUUAUUGAAGAUUUCAGUUCUAUUGUUGGAACUAACUACUACAUUCCAAAAGGCUACAAGAAAACUAGUGAUAGAAGUGCGCCCGGAUCUUCUUCCAGUACAGGAGGAGCACCUUCUUCUUCAGAAAAGGGUGGAUCUAAUAAUGGCAAACCAAAUUCAUCAUUGGUGAGCACUCAAGUGCCAUUUGCCAAUGACAUUGUUGGUGCAUUGAUCGGUAAAAGUGGAUCUAGAAUCCAAGGUGUAAGAAAAGUCAGUGGCGCUACUAUAGCCAUAUCGGAUGAAGUAGAAGGACUGAAUGAGAGAGUUUUCACGAUCAGCGGUACGUCGUACGCGGUCGAAAAGGCAAAAGAUUUGUUGUAUCAUAAUUUAGAGAGGGAAGAGCAAAGAAGAGCCGAAAUGAGUUAA
Dujonia railenensis is the source of this 1152-nucleotide messenger RNA. NCBI's taxonomy places the organism in Eukaryota, Fungi, Ascomycota, Pichiomycetes, Serinales, Debaryomycetaceae. The record is from the annotation of a GenBank genome assembly.